Messenger RNA from Capra hircus (goat), 5322 nucleotides. RefSeq names its product splicing factor SWAP homolog (gene SFSWAP). The transcript has 19 exons. The record is from RefSeq and is a predicted model, not a curated record. NCBI's taxonomy places the organism in Eukaryota, Metazoa, Chordata, Mammalia, Artiodactyla, Bovidae. Gene Ontology annotation, molecular function: RNA binding. Bases 2636 to 5065 code for a protein of 809 amino acids. Gene Ontology annotation, biological process: RNA processing; mRNA 5'-splice site recognition.
GGUCUUCGGCUAUGCCUGCAAGCUGUUCCGAGACGAUGAGAGGGCCCUGGCCCAGGAACAGGGACAACACCUCAUCCCCUGGAUGGGGGACCACAAGAUCCUCAUCGACAGGUCGGUUCCUCCCCCCACCCGCCGGUCCUCCCCUUCCCUCGCCCGCUUGAUUUCGUCUGAUGUUGACUUGAUGGCCGGGACUGAAAGGGGUUUUCUGGAGUCAUCGGGGAUCUGGGGGACACCCCUCCCCUGUCCUCACAUCCCCCUGGUUUUGGGGGGGAGGGGAUGGUGAAACCUGCCCUAAGGCACUGGCUGGAGCUGCGUGCCGCGUCUGUCGCCGGAGGGAUCGUCUCUGCUCCCGCAGCCCCUCACGACCCCUCACUCUUGUCGCUGGGUUGCAGUUGCCACUCCGGGCAGUGGAAGCUGCCCGGGCCCUGGGCCUCUCCUGACCGGCGCUCUGGGGCCCUCGGCGCUCCCACAGCUCCGUGUGGUGGGAGGGCAACCCGAAACGCCGCAAGCUGAUGUCGCGAUUAGAGACCUCUUGGACCCCAAGAGUUGGCUUUGAACCUCUCUUAUCCCCAAGGCUCUCUGUGGAGCGCCCGUAUUUUGCCGUCAUGACAUUUGAUUACCGCCCCCCCCCAAUUCCUCCCCCUUCCUGUGUUAAUCUGAUGAGUUUCACAGAUUGAGGCUGAAGUUGCCAAUCACUGAAGGCCAGUUGACUUUUUGCAGACACUGGCCUUGCUCUUAGAGGUACUGUUCUUAGGGCCGGUUUCACUGUCUCUUAAAACUGAAGGGUAGAGCUGAGACAGAGGUGUGUUCUUUUCAAAUCAAACAUGCUUUUAGGUAGUCACUCUGGAGGGUGUUUGGCCACUUUGGACAGAGGGGUCAUGGGACUGGAAUUUCUGAAGAUGUUUGAUUUGAAAAGGAUGACCUUAUAUGAUGUAGGUUUUUGCUCCCCUCCCCUCCCAUGUUUUCAGUCCCUCUUUCUCCUUGGAAUUUUUGUUUGUGGGUUUGGUUUUUGCCAAUUUGGCAACUCUGCUUCUGGGGCCCAGACUGAAAAGUAACCGUGACCAACCAUUAAACUGUGGAAUAGUCUCUCCGAGCGAAGGAAGCCCAUCGUUUGAGACAAUUAAAACUGGAUUCUACAAAGCCCUGGAACCUGACUAUAGGGAUGACCUCUGAGCUGGCCAGAAUGGACACAUUAGUGACCAAACGCCUUUUCCAUCCCCGACGUUUCCACUUGGAGUUAGAUCUAGACAAGAAGAACUCGUGGAGGGAGGGUCGCCAGCUCAGGUCUGGACCUGAGGGCCCCGGCACUCUGCUCAAGCAUGCUGUACCUUUAAACCAUGGUUUCUAUUGAAUGAUGCUGCCUGAGUUGUCAGGCGGCUUCCUUUUGAAAAGUGUUACUUGUGGUAUUGUUAAAAUUUGAUAAGCGAGGAACUCUGAGCUUUUUAUGCAGUUUUCCAUAUCAUUCUGUACAUGAUGUGAGUUAGGUCUUCCAAAACCAGUGGGGAGCAAACGCUACACAUGUAGAUGUGUAAUAUUUUAAGAUAAUGAUCUACAUUUGUAAGUUAAGGAGGUUUACAGCAUAGUACAAAUAAUUUUUAAAUUUAAUAAUAUGCAAUAACUUGGCUACCCUGAAAUAUUUGGCCUUUUUUCCUGUAAAUGUCUUUUUUCCCCCUAUAUUUUCUAGUCCUCAUUACAAAAGUCAGCAUUAAAAAAUUAAGCAGACUUUUGUCUCUCUAAUGUCUGUUUCUGCAACCCUAAAUCUGAGUGUUUUAAGUGAAAUUCCCUAAUUCACUCAUUAUCUGAGAGUUGCACUUUGACAGCAUCUUCAUUGAACUUUUUGUAUUUUAAGCAUAGCAGAAAAUGCUUCCUUAGUCUUCAUCUGGCCAACAUACCUAUGGGUCCGCGCAAGUGCACAUGGAUGUGUGUUCAUGUAUGUUAUAUCCUGGGGGCAUAAAGUUUAGAAGCACAUAUUUUAUACUGCAUCUUCUAAUAGUUUUGCUCUGUUUCUAGUGAACCUCCUUAAACUGCACGUAUAUGUCACUGUUCCUAUGUAUGUGUGUCUCUCUAUCACAUAACCCAGCACUUAUUUCCUCAGCCAAGUGGCUAGGGGGCGAGCCUAGCCAAGAUUUUACCUCCAAUGGACGCAAGUUUCUUUGGUGAAGAUCUCUCCUGAGAGUUCGGGACUAGCAGAAAGAAGCGAGGAAAUUUCGACCGUUUGGUUCUUACGGAUAGAUAUGAUGGGCGCGGUCACCUGCAUGACCUUUCUGAGUACGAUGCUGAGUAUUCCACAUGGAACAGAGAUUACCAGCUCUCCGAAGAGGAGGCACGAAUAGAGGCCCUGUGUGAUGAAGAGAGGUAUUUAGCCUUGCAUACGGACUUGCUUGAGGAGGAGGCAAGGCAAGAGGAAGAAUACAAGCGGUUGAGUGAAGCGCUGGCGGAGGACGGGAGCUAUAAUGCAGUGGGAUUCACGUACGGCAGUGAUUACUAUGACCCAUCCGAACCCACGGAGGAAGAGGAACCUUCCAAACAGAGAGAAAAAAAUGAGGCUGAAAAUUUGGAGGAAAACGAGGAGCCUUUCAUUGCCCCAUUAGGACUGAACGUGCCGCCUGAUGUGGAGCUGCCACCAACAGCCAAAAUGCAUGCCAUCAUUGAGCGCACGGCCAACUUCGUGUGCAAACAAGGUGCACAGUUCGAGAUAAUGCUGAAAGCCAAGCAGGCCCGAAACUCUCAGUUUGACUUUCUACGCUUCGAUCACUACCUCAACCCCUACUACAAGUUCAUCCAGAAAGCAAUGAAAGAAGGACGGUAUACGGUACUGGCAGAAAACAAAAGUGAAGAGAAGAAGAAGUCAGGCAUCAGCUCUGACAAUGAAGAUGAUGACGACGAGGAGGAUGGCAGUUACUUGCAUCCGUCCCUCUUCGCCUCGAAGAAGUGCAACCGCCUGGAGGAGCUCAUGAAGCCUUUGAAGGUGGUAGACCCUGAUCACCCCCUUGCAGCACUGGUCCGUAAAGCCCAGGCCGACAGUCCUGCCCCCACCCCACCCACGGCGGAUGGUGCAGCCGUGCAGCCCUCCCAGGUGGAGUACACCACUGACUCAACGGUGGCAGCCAUGUACUACAGCUACUACAUGCUGCCAGACGGCACCUACUGCCUGGCACCUCCCCCUCCAGGGGUUGACGUUGCCACUUACUACAGCACCCUGCCUGCCGGGGUGGCCGUGUCGAGCUCCACCGGAGUGACUGCCACCGCCCCACCCCCGCCAGGGACCACGCCCCCUCCCCCACCAGCCACGGCAGAGACAAGCAGUGGGGCGACCUCUACCACCAUCACCACAAGUGCGCUUGCUCCCGUGGCCACCAUCAUCCCCCCGCCCCCCGACAUCCAGCCUGUGAUUGACAAAUUGGCAGAGUACGUGGCCAGGAACGGCCUUAAGUUUGAGACCAGCGUUCGGGCCAAGAAUGAUCAGCGGUUUGAGUUCCUGCAGCCGUGGCACCAGUAUAAUGCCUAUUACGAGUUUAAGAAGCAGUUCUUCCUCCAGAAAGAAGGGGGCGAGAACGCACAGGCUGUGUCAGCGCCGGAAGAGACUCCUGCAGAGUCUGCUCCUGAAAAGCCGAGUGAUGUUGGGGAAGAUAGUGCGUCUGAAGACGCAGCUGACGCAGGGGGAAGAGGUGUCUCCUCGGGGAAGAAGGAGGCGUCAUCCAGCAGAGCUGUCCCAGACGGGAAGCUUGUGAAAGCUUCAUUUGCUCCAAUAAGCUUUGCAAUCAAGGCCAAAGAAAAUGAUCUACUUCCCCUGGAAAAAAAUCGUGUUAAGCUAGAUGAUGACAGUGAUGAUGAUGAAGAAAGCAAAGAAGGCCAAGAAAGUUCUAGUAGUGCUACAAACACUAACCCGGCAGUUGCCCCACCCUGUGUAGUUGUUGAGGAGAAGCGGCCUCAACUUACCCAGGAGGAGCUAGAAGCAAAGCAAGCAAAGCAAAAGUUGGAGGAUCGACUGGCAGCUGCUGCCAGGGAAAAGCUGGCCCAAGCGUCUAAGGAAUCAAAGGAGAAACAGCUCCAAGCAGAACGUAAAAGAAAAGCCGCUUUAUUUUUACAGACCUUAAAAAAUCCUCUGCCAGAAGCAGAAGUCGGGAAAGUUGAAGAGAGUCCUUUCAGCGUAGAGGAGGCUGGUACCGUGCCCUGUCCUCUACUGGCUGGAGGCAGACCUCUGCCAACUUUAGACGUGAAGCCUCCAGAAGGGCGCUCGAGCCGAAGCAAAGACCCGCCGAGAGAAGAAGAAAGAGAGAGGAAAAAGAAAAAGCACAAAAAACGGUCUCGAACAAGAUCGCGAUCUCCCAAGUAUCAUUCGUCAUCCAAGUCCAGGUCUAGGUCUCACUCAAAAGCAAAGCAUUGUCUUCCCAGUGCCUAUCGGACAGCGCGGCGCUCGAGGGUUCUAGCGCUGCCCAGCUCAGCACAUUUUAUUCUGAAUGUGAAGUGUGUACCUCCAUAUCACAGACCCACAGCCUCCCCAGGGACGCUGAGCACGGAGCCUUGUCAGAGCAGCUCGGCAGUGGCAGCAGCAGCAGAGCGGGACAGUUAUCAGGCAGCUUCGACCACGAGCAGAUUUGCCUCCUGGAGCUCUUUUGAGGGGAAACCUGGUAAAAUGUCAAGGUCCCGGUCCCGGUCCCCUCGGAGACGAGCGCACUCCCCCGAGAGACGACGGGAGGACAGGAGCGUCCCCACCGCCUACCGGAUGAGUAACAGCCCUGGAGUCAGCAGGAAGCGGACCCGGUCCAGAAGCCCCCACGAGAAGAAGAAGAAGAGACGCUCACGGUCACGGACCAAGUCCAAGGCCGGAUCUCAGCCAGCCUCCCCGAGCAAGCAGCCCACGCGCCGCCACUCGGCCAGCAUCUCUCCUGUGGAGAGCCGGGGCUCCAGCCAGGAGCGCUCCAGGGGAGUUUCUCAGGAAAAGGACGGUCAGAUCUCCUCAGCCAUCGUUUCUUCCGUGCAGAGCAAAAUCACUCAGGACCUCAUGGCCAAAGUAAGAGCGAUGCUAGCAGCUUCCAAAAACAUGCAGACCAGCGCCUCCUGAGACACGGGCCUUGGGCGACCGGGCUCCCGGGCUCCCGGGCUCCCGAAGCCGGCAGAGCAGAGCCCCGACCUGCACAGACCAUCCCCCCCGGGGCUCCUGGACAGUUGGCGGGUUUUGUAAAUUACUUUUUGAUGACAUUUUCAGUUUAAGAUUUUUGACCAGCAGUCUCUUACCUGUAUAUUUGUAAAUAAUAUCAUGUUUCUGUGAAAAUGUAUUAUCAAAUAAAAUGGGAGGAAAACACCUUUUUUAGCUAGUAA